This is a messenger RNA of Bemisia tabaci, 1206 nucleotides long. RefSeq names its product NFU1 iron-sulfur cluster scaffold homolog, mitochondrial. Gene Ontology annotation, molecular function: iron-sulfur cluster binding; iron ion binding. Lineage: Eukaryota; Metazoa; Arthropoda; Insecta; Hemiptera; Aleyrodidae. Gene Ontology annotation, biological process: iron-sulfur cluster assembly. Gene Ontology annotation, cellular component: mitochondrion. The record is from RefSeq and is a predicted model, not a curated record.
UAGUGAUAAGGUAUCAGACAGCAGAAUACUGUGGUGAAUUUUUUCAUUUAUCGUGGGUUUUCUUCCCUCUCUUCUCCUCUAGUUUUAAUGAUAUUCUUUUCUGUACCCACCAAAUCUUCCAAACUAUUAAACAGUGCGAUUCUUGUGUAUACUAAUCAUUUUAUGUGACUUUGAAUAGUCGAACAGUCUCCAAGGUGUAAGCAAAUUCGGGAUUUCUUCAGGGAGAGUUUCUUAGUUUCAUUCUACACUUAAAUUGAAUAAUUCCUAACUCAGCAUUAACCGUCAAUGAGUUUUCAAGCUUGCAAAAGGCUUUUAAGCCGCCAAUUUCAGGCGAGACUACAUGAUGUUGUCUCUGGAUACCAUCAAAACAAAUUCAAUGCACCAUUACUGGCAUACAGACAGUCAUUCACACCAAACCUCACUGUCACUAGAAAUAUGUUCAUUCAAACGCAAGAGACCCCUAACCCAAAUAGUUUGAAAUUUCUUCCCGGAACAAAGGUGCUAGAAGAGGGUCAAACGAUCGAUUUUCCAAAUGGCACCACCGCCUACUGCUCACCCUUAGGGAAAUUGCUUUUUCGCAUCGACGGUGUCAAAUCAGUCUUUUUUGGUCCAGAUUUUAUAACCAUCACCAAACACGAUGAAGAUAUAGAAUGGAAGAUUUUGAAACCUGAAAUAUUCGCAACAAUCAUGGAUUUCUUUGCCAGUGGACUACCAGUUCUCACAGAUGCUCAACCUUCUGCAGACACCCAAAUCAACCCUGAUGAUGAUGAGACUGUAGCAAUGAUCAAGGAACUAUUAGAUACAAGAAUCCGACCAACAGUACAAGAAGAUGGUGGAGACAUUAUAUUUGUGAGUUUUUCAGAUGGAAUUGUGAAACUGAAAAUGCAAGGCUCAUGCACAAGCUGCCCGAGUUCAGUGGUGACACUGAAAAAUGGUGUGCAGAAUAUGUUACAGUUCUACAUUCCUGAGGUCGUAGCAGUGGAGCAAAUUGAGGAUGAAGCCCAGAUGCUAUCUAAAGCAGAGUUUGAAAAGUUAGACAAAAAAUUAAAAGAAAAAGAUGACACUUAGAACAAUGUCCGUUAAUUUUUUCUCUCUUUUUUAGGUGGUUGCAGUUGAGCAAGUUGAAGAUGAAAUGGAGAUAAGAACAAAAGCUGAAUAUGAUAAAGUAAAUCAAAAGUUAAAUGAUAAUGAAACAACUUAGGAAAA